ACUCGUUCCUCGUACUGAACCAUACUAUAUAAGGUAUAGGUCACACUUAACUCGUGCUGAUCUACCAAAUAAUUAGAAAAUCAGUUUAUUCAUAGUUGCAAAGCGAUCAACGCUUUAUAUAAAAUUUAUCUAUUAUCAUUAAUUUGUGCCAUUAUUUUCGUGACUUUUAUUGGAGAAAUUAUUCCCCGUAUUUAUUAUUAAUUCGUAUAAAGUUGUUUAGUAAUUAAUCUAACAUUAGAACGCCACCAUUCGUAUUUAUCAGUGCUAAGAAAAAAUGACGUUCAGUUAUUGCAAAUUAUUGUGUUAUUUAUUGGUUGCUAGUCAAUGUGGAGCGACACCUGUGCGACCCAAACUAGUUAUAGACGAAGAUGGAGGUGCCGAUGACGCAAUGGCCAUUUUUAUGGCACUCAUUUGCGAGAAAUAUUUGAACGGGCCGCAAGUGGUAGGUUUAACCACGGUCUUUGGUAAUGUCAAUGAAAGCCAAGCCUACAUUAAUACUCAAAGGAUCUUAAACAUAGCAGAGAGAAAAGAUGUCCCAAUCUACCGUGGUGCCGCAUCGCCAUUCGUCAGUGGCAUCGAAUCUGACUACUUUUUUGGAAUGGACGGCCUUGGUGACAAUGAAGUAGAGGAUUACGAUAAAAUUCCUGCCAGACCGAUUCACGCAGCGUUGGCUCUUAUCCAUUUUUCACACUUAUAUGGUGACAAACUAAUAGUCGUAGCAAUCGGAUCAUUAACCAAUAUUGGACUGGCAAUGAAACUGGAUCCAGGGUUUAUUUCAAGAAUAGGACAAUUGUAUGUCGGUGCAGGGCAUAUUCACGGUGCGAAAUACAAAGAGCCUGAGUUUAACGCAGCCAUGGAUCCAGAAGCAUACCACAUCGUAGCCAACCACAGUUACCCCAGCCAAGUCACAGUAGUCCCCUUUUCACCUAUAUUAACCCAUGUUCAAAUUGAAAAGAAUUGGCGGAUCAAUGUUCUUGGAAAGAUACCAACAGCUGUUUCAAGUUAUAUGAUAAAAUUCGAACGAAAAUCUAUUGCCGCUGUUAAUUAUUGGGCUAAUUUAGAUCCAGCUGUAAUGGCGGUGGCGCUUCGUGAGAGCUUAGUCGAUGAGUUUAAAUUAUCUUUAAACACUAUUAUUUUAUGUGGUACAGAAAGAGGCGUUACUCCACACGACUUCAUUUCGGAAAACCCAAACGCAAGAGUAGUAGUGCAAAUCAACAAAAUAGAAUAUAUGAUAUUUUUAUAUACAGUAUUCUCCACUCCAGUACAAGAUUUAGGAUUAAGAGAUUGAGAUGAGAGAUUUAUUAAUUUAAUCUGUAAAUAAAAUUGUUAGUAUAUUUUUAAAAAUAUAUGAAAAUCCGAAAUAUAAACCACAACAUACAACGA
This is a messenger RNA of Pieris rapae (cabbage white), 1383 nucleotides long. RefSeq names its product probable uridine nucleosidase 2. The transcript is spliced from 8 exons. Gene Ontology annotation, molecular function: hydrolase activity, hydrolyzing N-glycosyl compounds. The record is from RefSeq and is a predicted model, not a curated record. The coding region runs from base 275 to 1288 and encodes 337 amino acids. NCBI's taxonomy places the organism in Eukaryota, Metazoa, Arthropoda, Insecta, Lepidoptera, Pieridae.